Molecule: messenger RNA, 5046 nt
Organism: Penicillium brasilianum
Lineage: Eukaryota; Fungi; Ascomycota; Eurotiomycetes; Eurotiales; Aspergillaceae
Source: the annotation of a GenBank genome assembly
AUACGGGGUGCCCCAGGCGAUUGAGAAAGAGCGGAGACAACUCUUCUAAUACUGGGUCGAAUCGUGCAAUAUGGGUGAAAAGGAUAGCCCUACAUCCAUCGCGGGAAUCUGGGAGAUUGCACGACGGGAGUUCGAGCGGUUGACCGGCAAACAACUUCAGCCGACUUCGGCAGCUUCCUUGCAGCAUAUUCGCGACACGAUCGAAGCCUCUCGUUCAUCCAAGGACCCCAAUGUCGAGAAGGCAAAGCAAGCUGGCCUACGAAUUGUGAAAUGCAUACAGCUCCUGGGUGGAGUGGCAUCUCAGGCUGCGUCGCUGGCCUUCCCUCCGGCAGGCGUCUGCUUUAGUGCUCUAUCGUUUCUUCUUGACAUUCCGCCAAAGCUUCAUGGCUUCCAUGCUGCCAUUGAUGGCAUAUUCGUCGAGGUUGAGCCAACACUGGUGCAAUUCGAGAUGUAUCGAGACAUCGAGAGCAGGGACGCAGUCCAUCCCGACAUGGUCUUGGCCAUCAACAAGGUCAUGAUCAGUUUUGUGACUCUCUGUGCCAAGUGCAUUAAUUUCAGGGAUGGCGGCUUCCUAGUACGACUCAAGGCCAACCUGAAGAAGGCCAUGUUUGACGAGGAGGGAAUUCAAGACGAGCUCGCGCACUUCAAGAGCUUGAUUGAAACCCAGAAAAUGAUUGAGGGCACCUGGACUAUCCAGCAGGUUAUCGAAACUAAGAGAUCGUUGCUCUUGGUCAAAGAUGAUACUGAAAAGAUUAUAAAGACUACGGACGACAUUAAGGACAAGGUCGGGAAUUUAUCCGCGGAACAACAGAAGCGUCGAACCGAGCAGACGACCAAGAGUCAUAUCGAGAAAAUUCGCAAUACACUUGGAAUCUCGGAAAACGAAGUUACAAGCACAAUCAACGUCUGCGACAACUUGUGGAAAAGUACCGUCAAGGGGAGUGGAGAGUGGUUGAAUCGAAUGGACGAGUAUGUGAAUUGGGUCAAGAAUGAUCCUCCAGAGACCAGUCCUUUGCUACUCUUGGCUGGUGACGGGGGGUCAGGAAAGUCAGUUCUUGCAUCAGUUGUUUAUAAAAACCUUGACAAACGGUCAUCUUCCCUGACUCAGGAGACUGGGCGUACGCUGGUUCAAAGCGAUGGACGCACGCUGGUCGCAUAUUAUGCGUUUGCGCCUACAGGUAAAAUUGACGACGACAAAACACCUGCCGAAACAGCAUUAAAGUCUGUGUGCAUUCAGUUUGCUCUACAAGAUGCUGCAUAUGCUAAGCAGCUAGCGGAGAGCUUCAAAGACAAUACGGAUGGGGCCAAGGACGGACCGGAUCUUGUCAAAGAGCAAGCCAAAGAUGCCAGAUACUUCCGCGAUGCAGACUGUCAACAGCUUUGGAACGACUUGAGACUUGGAGCACCCACGCAGACUGCAACCCAUUUUUUGCUGCUCGAUGGGAUUGACAAUCUCCCAGCCAACAAGCUGCAGGAGCUUGGAAACAUCUUUCGAGGUAUCAGCGAAGCUCAAGGCCCAGAUCCUCGCAGGGAAGCACGUAAUGGAGCUAGAGUGCUUGUGUGCGGAAGCCUGCAGAAGCUUGAAAAUCUGGGAGAAGCACCCGAUGGAGGAGUGCAAUUUCCCACGAUUGAUGUUGGGUCCUGCAACGGGGAUGACAUUGACAAAUACAUCGAGCGCGAGUUGCAAAACUCAGAUCUAUUCCAAGCAGACAAUGCGCAAAAUCGACGGAUCAAAGAGGAAGUGCAGGCCGCACUCAAGACACGAGCAGAGGGCACUUUUACUCAAGUGCGAAGCGACAUUGGAAUGGUCAAGGGUAUCGUAGAGUCUGAGAUGACAGAGGACGAUCUGAAAAAGGCCCUGAGCGCAACUAAGAAGAACGCAAAGGCUACAAUCACCGACGAUAUUGCGUCACUCGAAGCCUUGCCCAACAACCAGAAACUCAUCGACGAGGUGAAUGAACUGCUCGUUUGGGUCGAUCUUGGGCCCUACUAUUACAAUGUCGAAGAGCUCGAAGGAAUUCUUUUCCUUCGCUUUGAAGCCACAUCUCUCAAGCCUCUGCGAGAGAAGCUUCAGGGUACCUACACAAAGCUUUUCUAUGUUGAUUCGGACGGAGAGGUCUUGUUACAAGACCAUAUCAGAGAUCAUGUCAAGCUGGAGGACCGAGCACAGAAACGAGCGUCCAACGAACGAACAAUCAGCAUCAACAUUACAAUCACCAAUGCUGAUUCAGAAAGUAUUCAGCGCUUCUUCUGGGACUUGGGCCGAUUUGGGGCUAUCGAUCAGUUCAAGUUCGCCCCAACUGGCAUCUCCGCUGAUUCUUCUUCCGGCUUCGGUCCCACUCAGAAGAAACGUAUUGGUAUCAAUGACACCGACUCCCAUAUGACCAUGCUCAAAUUUGUAUUCUCACUCAUCUUCAAUCCUCCAAAUGAAACGACAGAGCUUGUGGGACCCAAACUUUUGGCCGGUCUCACGUCACAUUUGGACAUGUUGCGCACCGCAACCGAGGCUGAUGAGUUGAGCGCCGAGGAGAGACGUUUUAUUGCCAGAAACGUUCUCGAUAUCUUCCAUGAACCUGAACAUCUUGAGAAGCAUUGGAAGAGCACCGAGUUGCUUGGUUGGACGGAGGAUCAAUCCAAGAUGGAUUGCAUCUGGGGCUGGCUUAAGGAUCCCGUAGCCAUCAGCAAGCUCGACGCACCAAAGGCAGAAUGGCUCGCUGCUGCGACUGAUGAUUGGAACCCGACGAGGAAAUUGUUGACCCCCUUCAUGAAAAUGCUUGCUCGUCGAUGGUUGCAAGAUAGGGAAUGGCAGCCGCUCCGGCCAUGCGCUACCAUUUUGAAUGCGCUGAUGAUGACUUCACAGGACAACCGAGUUCUUUCUGACGCUGUCAGCAUGGAGAAUGACGAGUAUAUGUCCAUCAAACGUGACGAACUGGAUCAAAUCCGCCCCUUCCUGAUUGAAAAAGCGUCCAAUUGGAGCAAAGCCGCGCUUGAAAUUGAAGAGACCGACUUUGUGUGGCAUGUUCGGCUUGGAGAGACUUACCGUGGAUGCCAACAGCCAGAAAAGGCUCGGGAAGAAUAUGGAAAAGCCGCAAAAAUACUCCAGGAUGACGAAGCAUCUGGAAAGGAGAUUGACAAGAACGAGCUCCGUGAUAUUUUCAUCCUGAUGGGACGCUUGUCUUCUGGUGAAGAGGCUCUUGAAUUUUAUGAGAAGGCCCGUGGAAUCGAUCCCGAGAACAUUGAGACUCGAUAUCGCAUUCUCAAAUACCGCAUAUCCAACUGCACGGUUGAUGGACAGGCAGCCGUCGUGCGGGAGGCACUCACCAGCGAGGAUGGAAUCCACCCGGACCUUUUGGAGCCUAUUUUGAAGCUGGUCAUUGAUGACUACAAGGUCGAAGUUGACAGUGAAAUCUCCAUAUUCAUCAUUUUUAACGCAGUCAUCUCUGGCGCAUCGCUUAUUCCGGAAUGCUGGCCAGAACUACUCCAAUGCAUGGACAAGGCCAUUGAGAAGGCCGAGAGUGAAAGCAGCUCUGACGACCUUGCGAUUCUGCAUCUGCAUAAGGGUAUUGCAGCUUCCCUUUGUGGUGAUGACUACACGUCGACGAGAUCUGAGGUGGAGCACUGGCAAGAAUGCUGGGCAGCUGCACGGGACAAUGGCUACUUUAAACGGACCAGCACUGCUACUACACUGUUGGUCGGUGAAAAUAGUGAAGCCAGAAGUCUCUCUGGCCAUCUCCUGAUUCUUGUCGGUGAUAUCCUCAGCAAGUAUCACUUUGAUCAAACGCACCUGUUACUGGAUGGAGACGAACAUUCCUACCAGAAUCAGAUCAGAGAGCUUGAGAGAAUUGCAACGGAUCAACUACCGGACGGAAUGUCAGGCUGGACAAAAGCGAAAUGUUACCUGGCUUCUCAAUACGUACUUCGUGGUCAGGUUGCCCAGGCCCAGGCAGUCUUCCAAUGGGACAUGGCGGUCGUUCUCAACAUGCUCACCGAUGAUGAUUCAGGCAAUGACUGGGUCGGAUACAGCAUGCUUGCCCAUCUCUUGACCCACGUCGGAGACUACGCAAACGCCGGAGUGGCCUACAAGCUCAUUCCAAGUGCGUUCCUCGACCAAGAAAUCCUCACGGAGCUUUUGCACAUCGGCGAUGAAGCCGCAGCCAUGGCAGCAACCAAGAAAAUCACCGACUUCUAUGCUUCCAACUGCUCGGAAGGUGAGAUCCCCUUGAACCAAGUCAUCACUCUUCAGAGCGAGGUCGCCCGACUCUCUGAGCAGGCAACCGAAGAGGACGCAGAGCACUGGAAGGAAAUGGCCCGCAUCCUGAAGGAAUUCAACGAUGUCCUACAGGUGGAAUGGUACAUUCAAUGUGACAGCUGUGAGGCUCGCUGCGGUUUCGACGAGUCCUACUGGGCCUGUGGAUAUUGCUUCUGCACUCACUUCUGCGAGAACUGUCACCAGAAGAUCUCUGCCAAAGAGAAGACUUCUAAAGAACGGCGUAAACUGCUUGUGUGUAGCGAGACGCACGACUGGUUCCGCCUGCCUGCCUGGGAUGCAAAGAGAUUUGCGUGGGUGUGCCGUGGUAAGCUUCCGGCCGUGGAGACGGAUGGUGAGAUUGUGAUCUCGGCGGACGGUGAAGCUAUACCCGUGCGGAAGUGGUUGGGAUAUCUGUGUGGUAAAUGGGGAUUGAAUAAGGAGGACUGGGGGUUUGAUUGAGGGCGGCGUUGAUUCAGUGGACGCCGUGGACACCGGAGCUAUCAACCCCCGUAGCAAUUGACUCCCAUAGCUAGUUGCUACUAUGGCUAGUAUGGCUACCGUUCUGAGAGAUGUGAGGACAUGUAAACUCCAUCUGUUCAGAACUGUCUCAUUAGACCAGACAUGUUAUGAUUGAAGAUCAAGUUAUGUAUGACAGGGAAAGAGCGCUUCUGGAGAAUGGCCUUGUUUCUGGAAGAUCUACCUCAGUGGCUUCAACUCUCCUUGUCAGCCUACACGAUAUAGAUCUUUUUUACGUGUUGCAAAAUUGCGACCUUUUAUUUCGCAAUGUUAGAUCUCUC